CAGCCUUUACCGGUAUCCUCACUGCUGUGCUGACAGUAUAAACUCACACAUUGCCCAGGCGUGCUAAAGUUAUCUCUCAAAGUGAGGUAGCUUUUCACUUGUUAUGGCUGACCAGGCUGUCGUGGAGAAAAUGAGCGAGAUGCAAGUGGACGAGAAAAAAAAGGGGGCGACUGAAGGCGGUAAAGAUGGAGGAAAGAAAAAGGCUAAAAAUGCUGCUGGGCAAUCUGCAGGCAGGGCCGAGCUGACACCAGCCCCUGAGUACAUAGACGAGCGUCUUUCUUUGUACACCAAGCUGAAAGCCGAGCAUGACGCUCUGAUGGCUGAGAGGGCUGCGAAGGACAGCCGGGCCAUCAAGGUGACUCUGCCUGAUGGGAAGGUGGUGGACGCCGAAUCCUGGAAGACUACACCAUACCAGGUGGCCUGUGGAAUCAGUCAAGGCCUUGCUGACAACACAGUGAUUGCUAAAGUGAAUAACGGUGUGUGGGAUCUGGACCGACCAUUGGAGGAGGACUGCAGCCUUCAGUUGCUGAAGUUUGAUGAUGAGGAGGCUCAAGCUGUUUACUGGCACUCCAGCGCACAUAUCCUGGGUGAAGCCAUGGAGAAGGUGUAUGGAGGCUGCCUGUGCUACGGCCCCCCCAUCGAGAGCGGCUUCUACUACGACAUGUUCUUGGAGAGCACUGCUGAUGGUGUUUCAAGCAAUGACUUCCCAGGACUGGAGACCUUGUGCAAGAAAAUUAUCAAGGAGAAGCAGCCCUUUGAAAGGCUGGAGAUAAAGAAGGAAACUCUGUUGGAAAUGUUCAAGUACAACAAGUUCAAGUGCCGCAUUCUCAAUGAGAAGGUGACCACUCCCACCACCACAGUGUACAGGUGUGGUCCCCUGAUUGACUUGUGUCGCGGGCCUCAUGUGAGACAUACAGGGAAAAUCAAGGCCCUUAAGAUCCACAAGAAUUCGUCUACAUACUGGGAGGGUAAGGCGGACAUGGAAACCCUCCAGAGGAUCUACGGAAUCUCCUUCCCUGACCCCAAAAUGCUCAAAGAAUGGGAGAAGUUUCAAGAGGAAGCCAAGAACAGAGAUCACCGCAAACUGGGCCGGGAGCAAGACUUGUUCUUCUUCCAUGACCUGAGUCCAGGGAGCUGCUUCUUCCUGCCUAAGGGGGCCUUCAUCUACAACAGCCUGAUUGAGUUCAUCCAAAGUGAGUACAGGAAGAGGGGUUUCCAGGAGGUGAUGACGCCCAACAUCUACAACAGUAAGCUGUGGCAGACCUCCGGCCACUGGCAGCACUAUAGCGAGAACAUGUUCUCCUUCGAGGUGGAGAAGGAGACCUUCGCCCUCAAACCCAUGAACUGCCCGGGACACUGUCUGAUGUUCGAUCACCGGCCACGCUCCUGGAGAGAGCUUCCAAUUCGCAUGGCCGACUUCGGCGUGCUGCACAGGAACGAGCUGUCAGGCGCGCUGACAGGCCUCACCCGGGUCCGCCGCUUCCAGCAGGAUGAUGCUCAUAUCUUCUGCACCAUGGACCAGAUUGAGGAAGAGAUCAAAGGCUGCCUGGACUUCCUGCGCACUGUGUACAACGUGUUUGGCUUCUCUUUCAAACUCAACCUCUCCACAAGACCAGAGAAGUACCUGGGAGAGCCGGAGGUCUGGGAACAAGCAGAAAAGCAACUGGAGAACAGCUUGAAUGAAUUUGGGGAGAAAUGGAUUCUGAACCCCGGUGAUGGAGCUUUUUAUGGACCAAAGAUUGACAUUCAGAUCAAGGAUGCCAUCGGCCGCUACCAUCAGUGUGCCACAAUUCAGCUGGACUUCCAGCUGCCGAUCCGCUUCAACCUCACCUACGUCGGCCAUGAUAGUGACGACAAGAAGAGACCAGUGAUCAUCCACAGAGCUAUCCUGGGAUCAGUUGAGAGGAUGAUCGCCAUUCUGACUGAAAACUACGGCGGAAAAUGGCCUCUGUGGCUCUCUCCUAACCAGGUGAUGGUGGUGCCUGUGGGACCGACCUGUGAGGAGUACGCUCAGAAGGUGAAGCAGGAGUUCCACAGCAACGGCUUCAUGUCUGAGGUGGACCUGGACCCCGGCUGCACUCUGAACAAGAAGAUCAGAAACGCUCAGUUGGCGCAGUACAACUUCAUCCUGGUGGUGGGAGAGAAGGAGAAGACGAGCAACACUGUAAAUGUGCGCACCCGGGACAACAAAGUGCACGGCGAGCGCACUGUGGAGGAGUGCAUCGAGCGUCUGCAGCAGCUGAAGACCUGCAAGAGCCGGAACGCUGAGGAGGACUUCUGAUCAUCCCACACUCAGAUAUCAGCUCGCUCUCUCAACAGCACCGAGAGCUUUUAACUUUAAAAGAACCGUGUGGUUGAAUCAGUUUGUGGUACUGCUAUCACAUGUUGCCUCGUCUCUGCUUCUUACUCGUUGGAAAAUCAUUUUUCUUUGAUUUGACAAUUGUGUCUUCUAUCGCCUCUUUACUGUGUCGCUAUGAUUUCGGUAUUUCGUUUUCCUUGGAAGCAAUAUUUCUGUCCAUAACCCAUCUGAUUAGAGAGAUACAUUUAGGUAAACUCCUAUGUGAUAAGGUCUUUGAACAGCUGAUGCAUAAACUGAUUUAAAACAGAGAGGAAAUGGUUCGUUACACUGUCCGAACAGUCAUUCUUUCUUCAGGGAAUCGUACACGAGUUACAAUUUUGUUAAUUAAACAAGAUCUAUUCUUAAUCUU
This is a messenger RNA of Trematomus bernacchii (emerald rockcod), 2708 nucleotides long. It is a transcript of the gene tars1, whose product is annotated as threonyl-tRNA synthetase 1. Gene Ontology annotation, cellular component: cytoplasm. Gene Ontology annotation, biological process: threonyl-tRNA aminoacylation. The transcript is spliced from 19 exons. Gene Ontology annotation, molecular function: ATP binding; threonine-tRNA ligase activity. Bases 104 to 2281 code for a protein of 725 amino acids. The record is from RefSeq and is a predicted model, not a curated record. Lineage: Eukaryota; Metazoa; Chordata; Actinopteri; Perciformes; Nototheniidae.